Molecule: messenger RNA, 3711 nt
Organism: Closterium sp. NIES-65
Lineage: Eukaryota; Viridiplantae; Streptophyta; Zygnematophyceae; Desmidiales; Closteriaceae
Source: the annotation of a GenBank genome assembly
AUGUUGACGGACCCUCAUUGCCUGUGUCUACGUGAUCCUGUGUCGGCCGCACUAUCCAGUAGUCUAGCAAACCCUGUGCCCCUCUUCCUGCUGUCAACUGCCUCGUUUCCGCCUUUUUCUGUUCCCCAACUCGCUCCUACUACCACCCUCUCAUCCGAGGAGUCCUUUUCGCGCUUCUAUCGCUUUCCCUCUCCCCCCCGCAAGUCUCAGCUCUCCACUACCUCUCCAACUCACCGUUUCUCCCUUUGCUUUCCUCCUCCCGUUCCCGUGCUACCCCGCAUUACACCUGAUCCAGCACUGCGCACGUGGCAGCCGCUGUCCCCCACGGCCGUGCGCAGCCCGCACGCGGAGCUCAUUCAGCAGCGCGCAGCGGAGGCGAAGGCGCGGCAGGCGCACAUGGACGAGGCGUGGGGCGCGCUGCUGCUGCGCGACUCCCAAGGCUGUUCCGCGUGUGCGCCAGCCAAGGGUGCUCCAAGCAAGAGCGCAGCAGGCGAGUCUGCUGCGGAUUCCUUGCCCCUGACUGCUGCUGGUGCUACGAAGCCGUCCUGGGGGGCUUCCUGGCAGCUUCUGAUGACAUCGAGUCGAAGCCUCAAUGGAUGGAAUGGGACUUUAACGGCCGCAAGGGAAAGUGGCAGUAACGAAGGUGUUCUUAGAGGGGAUCAGUUAGGGAGCCUGAGCGGCGGUGCAGGUGACAGGUCAUCAUGGAGCGUCAGGCGUGGCGUGGUGACGCCAAAAGGAGGGAGCAUGAGGAGGUUGUGUCGGUCCGUCUCUUUCAACGAUGGCUUGCUGGCAUCCGUUGCUGCUGCGUCUAAUGCUGUUGCUGGUGGUGGUGAUGCUGCUUCUGAAGCUGCUGCCGCCACUGAUGGUGGUGGCAGUGGUGGUGGUGGUGCUACUGGUGGCAGCAUUGUGGAAUCCAAGUCACUUGAGCAUGCAGCACACACCCCACGGGACGACCUUCAUUCUUUGCCAUGCAGUCCAACUCUUACGGCACGUCGUGCCUCUCUGGAUCCGUUGAGUCCUUCUUCACUCCGCACCCAGAAGCUGAAUCCUUGCCCCGACGACCCUGCCUUGCACCGCUCUCCUCUCAUGGAGGACAAGCAAUCGGGAAUGAGGAUGAGCACAGGCACAGAAAGAGCCCCACUGGGAGUGGGGACGAGGACUGGGGCAGACGGAGCAGUAUCGGGAACGGGAACAACGACAGGGGCCAUGGGAACGUUCAACGAGGCACGGAUGCUGGGCGCCAGCAGCUGCGGGAAUUUGGUUGACGACCAAGGUAGCAUCUGUGGUCCCCCCAUCGGGGGCAGCACGCAUCUCUGCAGCUCGCCGGAGUGCUCCAUGCUCUACUCCUGUGCCAUUCCCAGCCCUGAUGCUUCAGCCGCCGCCAACCAAUCAGUGCCUGCCAAAUUGCAUACUGGGACCAGCAUGCGUCGUCUGUACAGGAGAGGCACGCCGCGGAAGAUCUCCUCCUGCUCCGAUCUUCCCCAUUUGCAAGCAGCACCACCAGCAGCGCCUCUCCACACACCAGCGGCCGCCGCUGCUGGUGCUGCAAAUGCCGCAGCAAUUUCAUGUGGUGAAGUUCCAGGAAUGCAAGUCCCUCUCCCCUCCGCUCACGAUCCCUUGCCUGCGGGAGCACUUCCGUGUGCAUCGCUUCCACAUCGCAGCGUAUCGUCCUCAAUGCUCUCCUCUUCGCCCCCUAUGGUGCCUGUCUCACCGCCUGCCAAGACGGGGGAGAAAGGAACGAGGCUGUCGCAGAUGCGAAAGAAGGUGUCGUUCAACUCCAUAGUUAGGGCACCUUGGCUCAAGCCUCUUGCUGAGCCGCGCCAUACUCCGCGCAUGCUGCGCGCACGCCUAUGUCAAGAGCAAGUGCAUUUGUUCCCGCAAAUCGGUUCCGCCUUUUCAGCUAGACGAUUGCCUGUUGGCCACGUGGCUGCUCUCCGCGUCACGCCAAAUCCCGCGAGCCCAGGAGUCAGCGUCGCGGGUCACAGACGCUCGUUUUCCGGCAGUGUGAACGCGCCAAGCCUCCAUCGCGCCCCUCUGGGAACUUUCUCCGUUUCUUCUCAUGCAGCAGCGUCGGGAAAUGCCGCCACAGCAUCUGACGUGGCUGCUGAUGUUAUCGGCAUUUGUAAGCCGGAGUUAGCUGCUGAGCUGGCAGCGGCAGUGGAAGUGGUGGAGAGGGCAUGCCACGUGUGCCUUGCUGUGAGGGAGCAGAUGGUAGCGGAGGAGCAGGGGGGGUACAGCAGUGGCAGUGAGAGCGAGGGCAGCAGCAGCAGCAGCAGCAGCGUGGACAAGAAGGACUGCUCGCCCGUCACUGUUGCUGACUUCGCCGUGCAGGCUCUUGCUGCUCUCGAGCUGGCACAGCAGUUCCCCGGCGUGCCACUGGUGGGCGAGGAGGACGCCUCUCUGCUGCGCGCCCACCUCGCUGCCCCCUCUGCCCGCACGCCUUCGCCACCAGCAGCACAGGCAGUGACUGGUGCUGCUGUGGGGUCAGCCACUGCAGCAGCAGCAGCCGGUGCUGCAGGUACCACAGCAGCGGGGGCAGCAGGAGGCGGGGAGCAAGGGCCUUCGCUGGCGGAGCGGGUCACGAACCUCGUUCUCCGCUUCGCCUCGCCCCACGCCUUGGCGCUGGGUGGCGCAGGGGAAGGCGCUGUGGAGGGGAGUGAAGGGCGGGCGGCAGCAGUGGAGGCAGUGCUGGGAGCCAUUGAUGCCGCCGCUGCUGCCACACACGACCUUGAUGCUGCGACCACUGCUGCUCCCAGGCACACGAGAUACUGGGUGCUGGACCCCAUUGAUGGCACGCGAGGCUUUCUCAGGGGCCACCACAACCAGUACGCUGUCGGGAUGGCUCUUAUCCAGGACGGAGAGCUCGUCCUUUCAGCCCUUGGCCUUCCCAACAUGCCCCUGCCACGUGGCACCUCCUCAGCCACUCAAUCGAACGACGCUGCUGACGUGACAGGGUCUGCAGCAGCUGGUGAGGUUGACGUGGAGAGUGAAUCAGGAGAUGACAUGUGGCAGAGGCCACGUGGACAGCAGCAGGCGGCUGUGUGUGUGCAUAUCGGACCACGAGGAGUGGCCGUCGCUGCCCCUCGCGAGGGGCCUGGAAGCCGCCGCGCCGAACGCCUCGCAUGUCACCGUGCUGCCGCUCUGCUGUGGCAGGUGGGUGCGGAGUAUGGGAAGUGGUUCUGGGCUGUGCAGCAGCGUUGUGCAUGCAGUAACCACGUCUCCUCGUAUGCCUCCCAUCCCUCCCCCUCUCCCAUCGUCAGUUUGUGCAAUCUGUGCAAGUACGCAGCGGUGGCGCUAGGCUAUGCAGCAGUCUUCAUUCAGCACCCGCUGCCAGGCAGCCCGCACCUCAAGGUGUGGGACCACGCUGCUGGCGUGCUCUGCGUCACCGAGGCAGGCGGACAGGUGCGCCUUGCUCGCUCCCCCCUUGCUGCAAGUCACUUGCACCUUGCUCCCGUUUGUAGUCGCCAGCACCCACUGCAGGCUAACACAUGGGCUGUAGCCACUGCCUUCCCAAUGUCACCGCACGCACACACAAGAGUUCAACACGGAUGGUUCACUUGGAGAUCUCAAUUCCUCUCUUCCCCUUCCGGUCCCUCCCGUUGCUGCCUCUCUCCUCACUGCCCAUCCCCUCCCUGCUGCUCCCCUCCUUGCUCCUCCCUUUUCUGCCCCUUCCCUCACUGCAAGUCCUAUCCCCGUCCCGUCCCUCCCUGA